CGGGCGAGCGGGCGGGCGGGCGCAGUUCACUCCCCUCAGCUCCACCCCUGGUCCCGUCCUGUCCCGUCCCGGCGGUGCCACGGAGGGUGCUCGGUGCUCGCUGUCAAUGGAGGUGGGAGUCGGCGCUGAAGCGGAGCCUUUGUUGCCCCGGCGAAGCUGGCGAAGGGGACAGGGGCUGUGGCUCUCCGGGAGCGGUGCCCGCUCCGCCGCAGAGGACGGUACUGGAGCUGAUAAUGACCUUUAUAUAAACCAAGCUAUAGUAUUCAUUGAAGAUGCAAUACAGUAUCGAUCUAUAAAUCACCGGGUGGACUCCAAAUCCCUGUGGCUUUAUAGAUGGUACUACUCAAGAACUUGUCAGUGGAUUUUGAGUUUAACCAUUACUGUAAUCCUGGUUUUGGCUUUCAUUGAGAAGCCUUCCUCAUUCACCAUCACCUCAGAUGUACGAUACCGUGUUCCUGCGUGGAACCCUCCGUGUGGCCUGACAGAAAGCAUUGAGCUGCUUUGUUUUCUUGUCUUCAUAGCUGAUGUAUCUGUGAAGAGUUACUUAAUUGGAUGGGAAGAAUUCUGGAAGAAUAAAUGGCUAAUGGCUUAUAUACUGACAUUAGUUGUUUCCCUUACUGAUUGGGUUGUAUCACUGAGUUUUUUCUGCACAGAGAAUGUGAGAAUAAGAAGAAUUCUUCGCCCUUUCUUUCUCCUUCAGAAUUCCUCUAUGAUGAAGAAAACAUUAAAAAGUAUUAACAGCACAUUGCCUGAAAUGGCAAGUGUUGUUCUACUGCUAGCUGUUCAUCUGUCUCUCUUCACCAUGUUUGCCAUGCUGCUGUUUGCUCGAACAAAGGAUGGGCAGCAGGAUAAGGAGUGGAUGAAAUAUUUCCGGAAUUUGCCAGAUUCGCUGACAUCGCUGCUGGUCCUGCUAACUACUGCAAAUAAUCCUGAUGUGAUGAUUCCUGCAUAUUCGAAGAAUCGAGCAUAUUCAAUCUUCUUCAUACUCUUCACUGUAUUAGGCAACUUGUUUCUGAUGAACUUAAUUACAGCAAUAAUAUACAACCAGUUUCGAGGAUACCUUCUGAAAUCAGUCCAGUCCUCCCUCUUCAGGAGGCGACUGGGGAUCCGGGCUGCUUUUGAAGUGCUUUCUUCCCUGAAAGAAACUGUUGCUAAUGCACAACAGUCUUAUGUCAGUGUUGAGGCCUUACUGAGAGUGGUGCAGAAAGUGGACAUGGAUCAUCGCUGCAAGCAAACCAUCACCAGAUCACUCAAAAUGUGCUCCUCUGACAAGCUGUCAGCUGCCCAGUUUCAGAAGUUCUUUGAAGAACUGGACAAAGAUGCCAUUAAACAACAUCCUCCCAGUCCAGAGUACCAGUCUCAUUUGAUGCAGAAGGUGCAGUUUGCCUUUGGCCAUCCCUACUUCGGCUACUUGGGGAAUGUUGUAGCCCUGGCAAACAUUAUUUCUAUCUGUGUGGUUUUGGUGAUGGAUGCAGACAAACAGCCUUCUGAAAGAGAUGACUUCUUCCUGGGGGCUAUCAACUGCUUCUUCAUCCUCUACUAUCUGCUGGAAAUGUUGCUGAAAAUCGUAGCAAUGGGCUUGAGAAGAUACUUGUCAUACCCAAGCAACAUAUUUGAUGGACUCCUGACAGUAAUUUUGCUGAUUUUGGAGAUUGCAACUUUUGCUGUGUAUGGAUUUCCUCAUCCUGGUUGGAGACCUGAGAUCAUGGGCUUGUUAUCCCUGUGGGAUAUGGUGCGACUGGUGAACAUGUUCAUUGUGUUCAGGUUCCUGAGGAUUAUUCCCAAUAUGAAGUUCAUGUCUUUGGUUGUUACAACAUUGCUGGAUCUGGUAAAAAACUUGAGAGCCUUUGCAGGAAUCCUUGUGGUGGUUUUCUAUGCAUUUGCUCUAACUGGCAUAAUGCUAUUCAAAGGUGCUGUUGUUCCCUUGGGAAAUAGCAGUGCUGUCAAUACAACAGAUGACAACAGCACUCAGCAGUGUGGCACCUAUGAGCAGCUGGAGUAUUGGUCAAACAACUUCGAUGACUUUGCUGCAGCAGUGGUGACCCUCUGGGAUGUGAUGGUGGUAAACAACUGGCAAGUCUUUUUGGAAGCAUUUUCAAGAUACUCAAGCCCGUGGGCAAAGAUCUAUUUUGUAGCCUGGUGGUUGAUCUCUUCUGUCAUCUGGGUUAAUCUCUUUGUAGCUUUACUUCUAGAGAACUUCAUUCACAAGUGGGACCGUCGCUGUCACCGAGAGCCUGUUUCAGAUGUUGAAUACCAGAGGACAGUUGAACUGAUGUUCAGAGAUGUUUUGGAAGAGCCUACAGAGGAAGAGUUGAUGGAAAAGCUGCAUGAGCAUCCCCACCUGCAGUUAUGUAGGUGACUGGUGGGAAGGACUGAUUUAUCUGGACCUCUGUUUUCUUGAGGCUGCCAUCAGGAAGGAACUGAAUGGAUUUUCUUUGAGGUGCUGUUAAGAGAGAAGUUUGUAGGACAGUGUGUGAGGUUUUGCUUGGCAAUUCUCUGCAGAAGGAAGUUUUAAAAUUUUGGUUCACAUCUUUUUUUUUUUGGAAAAAGAUUUGAAUCUUGCUGUUUUGACUUGAUUUUAAGUUACAAUUUUAGACGAUUAUUUCAACUGUUAUUUUUAUAAACUGUUGAGAUUGGGAAGUUUGGUUGUUUUUUUUUUUUUUAAGAAGGGAAAGUGUGUUUAAAAUGACAGUGCACUUUAAAACAUGAACUUCGUAACCACUAAGCCUCCUACUUUUUUUCAGCACAACAAAAUGGAACUGCUCUUUGUGGUAGGUGAGUGGCAAGGGCUGUGCCCUGCAGUUCAUGAGUGGAUUAGGCAGGAGCAGAACCAAAUCCUUAAUCUUUUUGUAGUGAGAGUUGAAACACUAUUUUUAUUGAAAUAUGACACCAGCAUAUUUACCAAAUUUUCAGGAGUUAAUUGCUUCAGGACACAAUCAAUUUCAACACAGUAACAAGGAGUGUCUACUUUGCACAUCCCCUCUGUUUCUUUGUUUGGAUCUGGCAUUCCUGUGGGUUGCAUCAUGCUGGUAAAUGGGAGCAGUUAUAGCUUUGAAUGGAGCAAUUGCACUUGUGGUUUUCAAUGUGGUAAAAUGGAGCUCUCUUUUAGCAUAAAUAUCCUCAUAAUACUUUUUACUGAACCUCUUCCUUUUACUUUCUUCCAAGUCCUGUUCUCUACAGUGUCAUAUUCAGUGAAAAUGCUGUGGGGAAUGAACUUUGCCUGGAAUGUAGCACCGUGAUCACUGCAAGUCUCCAACAGAAAGGGGGGAGAAAAGAAAAUGUUGAAAGGGGGUAAUAAAAGUGCUUAGCAGUUUUAAUUUCAUUCACAUUGGUGGGAACUGAAAGUGCUCAACCAGCAUUGCAGGCUCACAUUCCUUUAUGGCUUAAUGACCACAUGCUGUAUCCUUGUAGCUUUCACCUGGGUAAAACUUUUUGGGCAAAUAACUUUGUCAAGAAAUCUAAAGUGGAGAAUUAACAAUAAGCCAUGUCCAUGUGCUUCUCAUUUUCCCUUACUAUUCCUCUAAAAAAGGGUUUUUGUGUGAGUCUUUGUGACAUCACUAGUAAAUCAGUAUGAAGAAUAGAAUCAACCCCAGCAACUGUUUUCAUAAAAAUGAAACCAUCCUUUUGGGUGCUUCCUUGGCAUUGAGACACUUCUCACCAAAACAGAUAUUGUUGCUGCCAUCUCUGCAUUGACAAAAUCUUGGAGAAAAUAGUUGGCCAUAUGAUACUGCUACUAUUUAUAAGUUAUUUGAUCCUUUUUUUAGAUAACAAAACAUUUUUGAGAAGUGCCAAGCAGUCAUCCUGUGUACAUUUCCUACUCUAUUUUUAGUGAUUCCUCCUUUCUUUCCUGCACAAGGGAGAGGAAUAUAUCUGGGAUGAUAGUGCAUUUGAGCUCAAAAGCAUUUCUGAAUUGGUGUUUCACUGUUUAGAAGCCCCAUAAUGAUUCUUGCCUAUUUCUUUAUCUUUUGCUUGUGUUUUCCUUGUGCUGUAGAACAAAAUAUGUGUUGUAGCUUGCAAGAAUGUGCAGCACAUCUGAACUGAGCUCUGAGCCACUCCAGCAAUCUUUCUUUACUGUUGUGAUCUUGUCCCUGUUUGGUCUCAUGUCUCUUCUCCAGAAUAAUCCACCCAGUAACUCACUUGCAGUAGUUUCAGUGGUGUUCCCAUGCUUAGUUUCAAUCAUGCACUUUGUCUACUUGCUAUGAUGUGUGUUCUAAGGCAUUGGCACGCAGCCUUUCUAGAUUUGGGUUUGGUUUAUUUUUGUAUGUUUUGAUGUCAGGAUGGUUUCUGCUCCUUUGAGCAUGAUGUAAUCACUGUCACCAAUUUAUUGGCAUUUAAUAAAGGAGGUUGAAUACUCUUAUUUUGCUCUUUCCCCCCUGACUUCUGAAUCUUUGGAGAAGUAGCUUUGCCUUGCCAAAGAGGAAGUGGUUCUUAUCUGUCUGCAAGUUUAAAUUUUAUUUUUUUUUGUCUCAUAAGGUUGGUUCUGGUUUGUUUUGGGUUUUUUUUUGUCAUUACAGUCUUCUACAAAACAACCCAGCUUGGUGUGUGGUUAUCACAAACAUCACAAAUGUCUUCAUUAUGCAGUGUUUGCAUCUGGACAACGUGAAGAAGUCUUUCUGUAGGAAAUGUUCUUGUUUCACAGUUGUGUAGUUGACUCAAAAUGUAAUUAGAAUUUAUUACAAAAUUGUGAUACCUGAUGUCACUUGUACAGAAAGAUGUAAAUGCCAAGUCUAAAUGCAAUAAUUGUAUAAAUCAUGGAAACAAAUGUAUGUAACUGGGUACAAUUUGAGGUUUCUCCUAUUAAAAAAGUCACUUCUCCCUCUUAAAAUAU
This is a messenger RNA of Calypte anna (Anna's hummingbird), 4828 nucleotides long. RefSeq names its product two pore segment channel 2 (gene TPCN2). Gene Ontology annotation, cellular component: lysosomal membrane. Gene Ontology annotation, molecular function: monoatomic ion channel activity; voltage-gated channel activity. The record is from RefSeq and is a predicted model, not a curated record. Lineage: Eukaryota; Metazoa; Chordata; Aves; Apodiformes; Trochilidae. The transcript has 25 exons. Bases 107 to 2359 code for a protein of 750 amino acids. Gene Ontology annotation, biological process: monoatomic ion transport; transmembrane transport.